AUGGCUUACAAGCUCCUUGUCGGCGGCUACACUGCAACUAUCGCAACCUUGCUUUUCAAUCCUUCGAGCUCCGAGCUCUCAACCAUUGCUACGUCUCCUGCAGGCUACAGCCCGAGUUGGAUUGUUCAACAUCCAGCCAACAAGAGUGUCGUGUUCGCUACACAAGAGCUGUUACCCACAGGCUCAAUCUUGUCGUUCGUUGUCCAACAAUCUGGCCAACUUACGCAGAUCGGCUCAGCCAAUACAGGAGGUAGUGGUCCGGCCCAUAUGACCAUCAGUUCUAACGGGAAUGAGGCUGUUGCAAUGAAUUACGGAGCCGGAAGUGGCACCAACAUCCCCUUGGCAGCCGACAAAAUACACUUUGGAAAUCCAUAUCAAGCCGUAGCGUUCAAUGGUACUGGGCCCAACCAAAGUCGUCAGGAAAAGUCACACCCGCACCAAGUCAUCGAAUAUGGGAAUGGAGCGGACAAAAUUUGGAGGCUCACAAAGACUAGUUCCGGCGCACUUCAAAAUAGCGGUUAUAUUCAACAACCCUCUGGGAGCGGACCACGUCACGUGGUAACCAAAGGAACAACCCUGUACACACUUCACGAACUAUCAAGCACAUUGACUCAGCAAACCAUCCCAGCACUCGGGACAUCAACGCAAGCACCUAUCACAUCCUCGGUCUCCAUUAUUCCGCCCGGCUCCUCAAACCCAAGCGCGUUCACUGCGGCUGAGUUACUUCUUUCACCGAUAUCCAGUGCUUUCCCGAAACAAUACCUCUACGCCACCAACAGAGGGGAUUCUUCAAGCGAUGCGGUUACGAUCGUUGACAUUGAAGGGAACACACUAAAGAUCGUGGGCUAUGUGCCCACUGGCCUCAAGCAGCUACGAGGAGCGUCGCUCAGCCCCGGUGAUGGCAAAUAUCUCGCCCUUUCGGGCCAGGGAACUGGAGAUGUGGCCAUUUUCGAACGUAUUAACGGAGGUACUGGUUUGAAGCAAAUUGCUAAAGUAACGGGCUUUGAACAGCCAACGGCAGUGAUUUGGCUCUAG
Messenger RNA from Rhizoctonia solani, 1035 nucleotides. RefSeq names its product lactonase, 7-bladed beta-propeller. The transcript has 5 exons. NCBI's taxonomy places the organism in Eukaryota, Fungi, Basidiomycota, Agaricomycetes, Cantharellales, Ceratobasidiaceae. The coding region runs from base 1 to 1035 and encodes 344 amino acids. Gene Ontology annotation, molecular function: 6-phosphogluconolactonase activity; protein binding. The record is from RefSeq and is a predicted model, not a curated record.